AGACCCUAAAAUCCGCUAUGUAUCAUAUAUCGCACUAUGUUACUUUGGCAAUAAAUCGCUAUGUGUAUACAAACUACACACAUGACGAUUUUUUCCAACCAAAUUUAAGUCGCUAUGUAGCAAAAUUUGGUUAAAAUAAUCAUAUUGUAAAAAAAUACAAAAAAAUCUGUUUAUCAUGAGUAUCAUGUAAAAAUCAUUGAUCUAUCAGAAAAAAAAUACAGGUGCAACAAAUAUAUUACAAACAGGAAAAUAAACAGUUAUUUUUGUCUCCUGAAAAGUAGCUUAAAAAUACAUGGCGAUUUUUUUAUUCGCACCGACGGUAUCUGAUGUCAACUAUACAACCGACACCGAUCUCCAAGCACUGAUUACUACUACAUACAUCUUAUAUUUACUCUCAUUUUCUCAGUGCCACUAGUGUAGUGCCACUACACUACUUUGUCACACGUAGGACGGGACGCAUCACACUCAAAAUUACAUCACACAACCAUGUCACAAACUUUUUCAAUGGCUGCUUAAAUUUUACAGUUACUGAGCUCAUAAUUUAAAUUAAAUAAUACAAAUGAUCACUAAAUAUACCUACAUUAAUUUAAAUAUAAUUACCGGUUUGAAUACAAACGUAGACCCCAGUCGGAAAAACGUUACGCUUAUACUUAGUCAUUAGGUAUGACAAAAAAGACAAAACGAUCUAAGAAAAAUACGUAAGUCAUGAGGAUAAAAAGUGUCGCUAGUCACUCCUGGGCUUUCCGACUGAGGCUUCGUCGUUUCCGAUUCCGUUUUGUGUCCGUGGAUUUGACGAAAUUUUAAUCCAGGAAAAUGAAUACGGCUCCUGGUGUAAAUAUUGUGGUAAGUAAGAGCUUUUCUUAAUUAAUAAAACUUUGAGGAAUGUCAUAAAGUCUGCUUGUUUUUUAUUUCUCUGCUUUACUCUACCUAUAUUGUAUAGGUACAUAAGGUAGGUCCAUCUAACCGAACAAUGUGUGCAAGUCUAGUGAAACGUCCCACUUUGUUGCUUUACAAUUAGGACGAGAUUUGCUUGUAUCUUUAUACAAAUAACCUAUCAAAGCGUCCUUAUGGCAAGCGAUAAAUUGGGACCUUGCUAAGAAUCGACACAAAUAUUGAUUUAUGAUAUUUGAUAUAUAUGUUGCAGUCAAAAGUGUGAACUGGUCACUCUGCUUUUGACUGAGCAUGUUGGUCAAAAGUACUUUUACCUGAAAAUCAUACCUAUUUCUGGCAGCAGUUACGUUUUUAGGGCGACGCAAAAAAAAAAAUAACCCUAACCUACCUAUCUCUGGGAACAGUUUCGUUUUUUGGGCGUAGCAAGAAAAAUAACUCUAACCUACCUAUCUCUGCGAGUACUUUUGACUGAUAGUAACAGUCACAAUUACAUACUAUUAACCAAUGAUUUUCAGGUAAAACUUCUUUUGACCAACAUGCUCAGUCAAAAGCAGUUUUGCCUGUUUUUGUCGGUUAAAAGUUAUUUUGACCAGUUCACACUUUUGACUGCGACAUAUAUAAUUCAUCGAUGUUUAAUGAUUCUUUUUAGUACGGAAGGUCAUCCGUUUUGUUUUACAUAAAUUAACAAACCAUGAAACCACUAAAAUGACAGCAGAGUAAAUUGAUGGUAAUUUACAUAAACCGUUCGAUACACUGUAAACGCCGAUUUAUUUAAUAAGAAAAUAAUUAUGCUUUUAUAUUUCAGAUGCGACUUAUAAUAAUAACGUGUAGUUUGCUCGGUUUAGUAAACAGUGUUCCUCUUUAUAUGUUUGGUACAUCGGCACCAACACAUUUUGUAAAAACUGGAAUCGGGGAAAUUUCGCAAGUAUUUAAGACCCAAGACACAAAAUAUUACACAAACUUUACGUUUGGUAGGAACAAUCGAUUUUCUAAUGAUGACAACAUCAAUCAAGACGGGGACUAUUUUUACCCAGCUCCUUUGGGCAUAUUUGAAAAGAUUAAACCACAGCAACCUUUAGAGAUCAAUAAACUAACUACGGAAAACGACCAGUUCUCUGACACCCGCAUACCAAUUAAAAAUGACCGUGGCCCUAAUGACAGUGAGGACGGUCCAGGGUCAUUGCCCGUGGAACUGGAAACUAAUCAGAAAACUGGAUCGGAACAGGAUCCCGACAUUUACACACUGAGCCCUGAUUAUACUGCUGAAACAACUGAAUAUGAGAUUACAACAGAUAGUCUGAUGAAUCGUGUCGGUGGUUCUUCAGCUGCAGUACUGGCCUCGCUUCUUGGUCCAGGUUAAACGUGGGUGCAACACUAUUGGAGCAGCUACAGUAGCUACACUCUAUCGUAACAUAUAUGUAAUUUAAUUUCAAAUGAAUUUUAUAAUAAUAUUUAUACCCAAGUUCACUACACGUAUUAAAUUUAGCUGUGGCUGAAAUCAGCUAGGAUUUCAUAAUGAUCACAAAACUAAUAGGUAUGUAAGUACUUAUGUAAAAUUAAUUUUCAUAAUAAUUAAUUAAAAAAAAUAAUAGAUUUA
Messenger RNA from Cydia fagiglandana, 2488 nucleotides. RefSeq lists its product as uncharacterized. Lineage: Eukaryota; Metazoa; Arthropoda; Insecta; Lepidoptera; Tortricidae. The transcript is spliced from 4 exons. Bases 1697 to 2251 code for a protein of 184 amino acids. The record is from RefSeq and is a predicted model, not a curated record.